AAAGUCCAAAGCUAAAUGCUGAAUAGAAAAGUAUUUUGGGGAAAGAAAAACAAAAAAGGCGUGAUCAUUUUUAUUGGAAAGUCUAUUUCUUCUGUGUUCGCUGACUUUCACUGAGGUGGGUCAUAGGACAUCCAAACUCUGCUCAGCUGAAGACACAAUGUGCCCAAAAUUUGCCCAGUAGAAGGAGUACUACAGGAAGGAUUGACACUGUAUCACACAGCUGUGGAGAGAUCAGGAUUUGACGAGCUGAAGAAGCCAAAGCGCUGGUAGUUUCUCAGGAGCCUAACAAGGACUGCACGUAAUUUGCAUAAAACUGAAUGGAUUGCAGCCACUUUCUUCCCCAGUAAAGAGGAGCACGCCAUGGGAACUACAACUCUCCCAGCAUGCAAUGCGCCCAGUAGACACAGAGUCUAUCUCAGUUAAUAAUCUGCCUGUUUCCAAGAGGAGACACUACUGAUCCCAGCAUGCAAUGCUCCCAAUUGGUCUGUGCGGCCCCUGUCUGGAGCAAUGCAUACUGGGAAGUGUAGUCCGCCCUGUUCGAGGCGGGCCUCGCGGUUCCCUGGGCGGCGGGGCACUAGGACUGCAGAGCGGGGUGCGGGUGCCAGACGGGUUCCAAUGCUGGAGGCCCCCCACAAGCGGAAGCCUGGGGGCUGAGGCGAUGAUCUUGUGCCAUGCGGAGCCGAAGAGCCUGGGAGCGCCGCGGGCUGCUGUGUAUUGCUGUCUUGAGUUUGGUGUGAUGCCCAGUAUAUGCUAUGCUGGUGAAGUCACACCUGCACCUAAAGAGCACUGAAGUCUGUUGAUGAGAACAAGAUACAUUAGAAUUCAUUUAUACCUCUUCCCAGAGGGUCUAUAAAAGAUGCAAGAAAAACAAGUGUGUGUGUCUCAAAAUGCCUCAUCUUCUUGCUAAUAGUGGCUUUGUUUAUUAUGAAAAGUGAAAGAGGAAAACAUUUUUCUGGACAUCUUAAAAGUAGCUUGUGAAGGUGACAAAAAUGCUUUGUGUGAGGCAUAUUUACGCAUUUGCACUGAGACGCUGCCAGUUUCGAACUCUGAGUAGUGACACGUUGCUGAGCCAGUUAACUAGCUGCACAACUGAAGAUCAGGUCUUUGAUCUUGUUGGAAAGAACAAAGCCAAACUAUCUGAAAAACACGUUGGAAGUGCAAUUAGUCUACUGUGGAAAUUUCAAAAGGAAAAGUCCCAUCUGUUGAGGAAUAUCGACUAUGUAAAAAACCAUUCCCAGUUUCUUACUCUUCGCAUUUUAGCUGAAAACAAGAUAGAAUUUAUGGAUAAUGAUCUCUUGGUGGAUACGCUGUACAAUGUAUUGAGGUUCACUGUUGAGGCCCAUGAUUCUCUGGUAGAAGAGCUGGUCAUGGAAGCAUGGAGAAGAUUAGAAAGGUUUAGUCUGCCAACUCUGUCUAAGUUUGCACUGUGUCUAAAUGAACAACAGAUGUACUUUAGCCCUCUAAUUGGCAAAAUAGCUGAUAUUGUGAACGUGAAUUUGGAUUCUAUACAGGACCCAAGGGCCCUGUCGGUUUUGAUGAUCAGUAUAUCUAGUGUUAUCUCACAGAAUUUUCGAGACCGAUUAAUACAAAAGGCUGAACUUCUGUUGGAAACAGUGAAUUCCAUCAAUUUCAACCAUGCCAGAAGGAUGGUGCAGUUUCUUCGAAAUGUCAGACUAACUUACCGUCCAUUGCUGGAAAAAUGCAAUAAGGUUUUCCUUGAGAAUCCCAGUCAGCUUGAUCUAGAGAACAUCAGUCUUAUCCUUGGACUAUACCAGUCUCUACAAUUUAACAACACUGAAUUCCGAUUAGUCAUUAAACAGAAGCUGACUGAAACUAUUGAUGAUUGUAACAAUCCUGUGAAUUUCACAAGAUUAUUUGCUGCUCUAGGACCUAUGGCAGGACAAGAGGUAAGAGAACGGUUAAUAGCAAAUGCACUGCUAAUGGUGGAAGAAUUUAACUGUCACCAAGCGUUAGUAGUAGUGGAAACAAUGGAAGAAAUGGAAUGUAGAAAUUCACAUCUGAUUCAAAAAAUUGCUUCUCUUCUACAUAAGUACUUGGAUAAGUACAAGCCAACAGAGUUGGCAAAAAUAACGCAAGCUUUGGUGCUGCUGCACUGUCAGAAUGCAGAGCUUUACACCAAAUUAAGAAGAUUGCUAGUUGGCUACUUACAAGUUAACGUUGUUCCCAGUGACAUUUCUAUGCUAACUCGUGUUCUGUCCAUGCUUCCUUCUUCUCACGUGGAUGAAGUACUGAUUAACAGAGUUGAUGCAGUUUUGCCUCAGUGCAACUUAAGUGAUUUGAAUAGCUGUGCUACAGCUCUUGUCAGAUGGGUUCGUCAUGAUCAGUCACAUCAGCAAAGCACUUCUGGACCAGGUGCGAAGCUUCUGCAAAAAUUAAGUAACUGCGGAUAUCAGAGGCUUCAAAAAGCCAGUGACUUGGAUCUGUUGCUGGAAGAACUUAAAUAUAUAUCUGGAGAAUGGUUUGAAGAAAUACUUGUUGAAGAAACAAUCAGUACUUGUCAGCGCUUGAUGGACCAAAUUACAUGGAUGAAUGUACUAGAAUUUUCAUCUUUUCUCAUCAAAACAAACUACCGCUGUACUCCAUUACUUGAUAGAAUAGCUUCUGUGGCAGUUCAACAUAUGAGCAAGAUCCAUCCUUCUGGAACAUAUACUCUUCUCCUCCCCUUCACAGUUAUGAAUUAUGAUCCUCCUCAAAAUGAAGAGUUCUUUGAGACUUGCAUCCAACAUUUUAGCUCUCACUUAGGUUGUUUUGAGCCUCACCUCCUGGUGCUGCUUGGUUAUUCCUUGGCUGUUGCUGAGUAUUUUCCUCCAGCCGUGAUAAACGCAAUAUUUAAUGUUGAUUUCCUAGCCAAACUGGAUGCCCAGCUUGAAACCCUACCAGAUACCUUGAAUUGGAGGGUCCGGUUACGCCUGAUGGAAUUGAACAGAGCUGUGUGUCUGGAAUGCCCUGAGUUUCAGAUCCCUUGGUUUCAUGAGCGCUAUUGUCAGCAGAUGCAGCGUAAAGGCAAUGGCAGCACAAAUACAGCGCAACAGCAGAUUCACAGAAUGCUGGGGGAGAUCUUGGGAGGAAGCCAGUAUGCAAAAGUAUCUGUUCUCACACCUUACUACUAUGGAAUAGAUUUUGAAUGCAUUCUGGAUAAAAACAAAAAGCCUCUUCCCUAUAUGGAUCAGAGUAUAGUUUUGGCUGACUUAGUGCAGUGGGGACCAGACAUCCAGCUCCGGGGGAAGAAGGGGCUUCCACCGGGAGCACAGAGAAUUGCUGUGGAGUUUCUGGAUUCUAAAGCUUUUUGCAAAAAUUCAUGUCACCUCAAAGGAGAAAUUGCAAUGAAAAAAAGACACCUGGAAAUUUUGGGGUACCAGGUGGUUCAGAUUCCUCACUUUGAAUGGAAUUCUAUGGAGCUGUCAUCAAAAGAUGCAUGGAUGGAGUAUCUGAAAAAGAAUAUAUUUGAAACAAAGUGCAUGCUGAGGGUUUAUCAUUGGAGGGUUGUUCAUGAGUGCUAGGUUACUGGACUUGAAAAUUUCUUAGAAAAGCAUCAUGGAAGAAUCUGCUUUAUAAACAAGCCAAAAAUCACAUGCAAAGAAAAAAAAUUUACAAGGAUUUUGCAACCAGAAGAAAAAUCAAAGCAUGUCAAAUUGUAGGGUUAAUACCCGUAACCUAAUAACCUUGUAAACUUCUGUUUUCAUGGCUCACAGAACAACUAGUACUGCAUUAGCUAAAGCGUGUUUCCUAGGCCACAUGAUGUACCUUUGCCUUCAGUAGGCUUAUGCAUAUGUCAGAUUCAAUUACUCUCUUCUGAAUGUUACAUAUAAAAUGUUUGUAGAUCUGGCAAGACCAUGCAACUUGUGUAUAUGGUUGGAGUGGAAAAUAAAGCUGUCUAAACAGCCUAUUGCUAAUAAGACAAAUUAAAUAGAACUAGCAGGUAUCUAGAAAUUAAUUGGCUUUAGUGAUGUCUCUUACAUCUGUGGUGUGACUUCUUAAAAUUGUUUCAAGAUAAGUGCCCAAUCCUGUAAGCAGAAUUUCACAUGUGGAAGGAGUGAGCUUCACAUGAUAUCUUCAUUUAUUCAAAACCAGUUCCAGUCAAUGUCAAUCAGAAUUCUUUCUUUCUGUUUCUAACCUUGAGCGAAAAGUUAGUUUUGGUUUAUUAUCUAAAAAAAUGAGUACCAUUUCAAACACAGCUGGAGUCACAGUUUAAGGGAUACUUACUAUAAAUCUCUGUACAGUUUGUUUUUAUGCAACAAAAAUAAA
Molecule: messenger RNA, 4266 nt
Organism: Mauremys reevesii (Reeves's turtle)
Lineage: Eukaryota; Metazoa; Chordata; Testudines; Geoemydidae
Gene: FASTKD1
Product: FAST kinase domains 1
Exons: 17
Coding region: 990-3521 (843 amino acids)
Biological process (GO): regulation of mitochondrial mRNA stability; mitochondrial RNA processing
Cellular component (GO): ribonucleoprotein granule; mitochondrial matrix
Molecular function (GO): RNA binding
Source: RefSeq, a predicted model, not a curated record